AUGUCUGCUUCUACCUUCACUUCUCUCGAUUCCAGUCCUACUUUUGCGACAACCCUUCCGAGCGCCAUGUCGGCAGCGGUACAAACAACCAUUUUGAGCGCAACAUUAGUGGUAAACUUUCUUGGCAACAUCUGUGUCUGCCUGGCUGUUUAUCAUGUGCGAUCUCUCCGUCAAAAACCGAAUAGUUCUGUCCUUGUUAGUUUAGCAGUGUCCGACUUCUCUCUGUUAUCAUUCCUUGUGUUUCGUUUGAUAUGGCUGUACGAACAUGAAGCCGCGUGUAAAGUGAGUGAGUACUUUUUGGGGCUGUUAUCCAUACUGUUGUAUGUCAGUAUUACUCACAUCUGUCUCCUCAGCUGCGAUCGCUACGCGGCGAUAUUGUAUCCCUUGAGGUACUCAGCCAUCGUCACCAAAAAGCGCGUCAGCCGUGCGUUGUUUGCAGCUUGGUUUGCCCCGGUGUUAUCUAUUACAGUCACAAAUUGGACUCAUGACAAUUCCAAUCGUUCUGAUUUCUGGAGAAGCAUUAUUGGCUGUUCGCAGAAUUUUGAUAAGCCUUCCUUGGAGCAUACUUGUCAUAUUGCGUUCAAUAUUACCUUCUUCGUUGGUAUCCCUUUUGCAGUGAUUUUAUUCGUGUACGGUCGUCUGGCUAAGAUCUCGUGGUCUCAGAACAACAGAGUCGAACCCGGUGAAAACCUGAAUCUCGAAGCAGCUGAAAUGAAGAGGAAAAAGAAAAAAGAAAUGAAGUGGAUGCGAACCAUAGCGAUGGUAGUUGGUGCGUUUACAUUCUGCUAUCUCCCGGGAGUCAUUUGUUUGUUAAUCACAGCAACAAUUGGUCCCAGUCGAGUUCCCAACGAAGUUAUGUCGGCCGUUGUUGUGAUGGUUGUCAUCAACAGCGCUCUGAACCCGAUUAUCUACAUGAUCAGAUCCAACGAAUUUCAACGUGGUUUCAAGAGAAUUUUCCAAUUUCCCUCGCUCACACGCAAUACUACUCUCAACACAAUCUCCAUUCCCAUUGGUGGGAACCGAUGA
Molecule: messenger RNA, 1026 nt
Organism: Pocillopora verrucosa
Lineage: Eukaryota; Metazoa; Cnidaria; Anthozoa; Scleractinia; Pocilloporidae
Product: histamine H2 receptor-like
Biological process (GO): G protein-coupled receptor signaling pathway
Cellular component (GO): membrane
Molecular function (GO): G protein-coupled receptor activity
Source: RefSeq, a predicted model, not a curated record